Molecule: messenger RNA, 1176 nt
Organism: Parus major (Great Tit)
Lineage: Eukaryota; Metazoa; Chordata; Aves; Passeriformes; Paridae
Gene: PSMA4
Product: proteasome 20S subunit alpha 4
Exons: 8
Coding region: 204-932 (242 amino acids)
Biological process (GO): ubiquitin-dependent protein catabolic process
Cellular component (GO): nucleus; proteasome core complex, alpha-subunit complex; cytosol
Source: RefSeq, a predicted model, not a curated record
CGGCGGCCAUUUCCGACGCGGCGGUGAAGGUUCGGGCGCGGCCGCAGCGCCCGGUUCUUGCCCGCCGGCCGGGCUUCGCCGCCCCCCGCCCGGCCCAGCGGUUCCCUCCGGCCUGCCGCCCGGUGCAGGUUCCCGUGCCCUGUGCUCUCCUGCCGGCCCGCUGUCCCCGGCACCAUGGUCGCCUGUACCAGGUUGAGUAUGCAAUGGAGGCCAUCGGGCAUGCAGGCACUUGCCUGGGAAUUCUAGCAAACGAUGGAGUUCUGCUGGCAGCAGAGCGGCGCAACAUUCACAAGCUUCUUGAUGAAGUGUUUUUCUCUGAGAAAAUAUACAAACUUAAUGAGGAUAUGGCGUGCAGUGUUGCAGGAAUAACUUCAGAUGCCAAUGUUCUAACAAAUGAGCUGAGACUGAUUGCACAGAGGUACUUGUUACAGUAUCAAGAGCCCAUUCCUUGUGAACAACUAGUAACAGCAUUAUGUGAUAUCAAGCAGGCUUAUACACAGUUUGGAGCCUUCUUUUCAACAGGAAAACGUCCUUUUGGUGUUUCAUUGCUCUAUAUUGGCUGGGAUAAGCAUUAUGGAUUUCAGCUGUAUCAAAGUGAUCCUAGUGGAAAUUAUGGAGGGUGGAAAGCCACAUGCAUUGGGAAUAAUAGCGCUGCAGCUGUGUCAAUGCUGAAGCAAGACUACAAAGAGGGGGAAAUGACCUUAAAGACUGCCCUGGCAUUGGCCAUUAAGGUUCUAAACAAAACCAUGGAUGUCAGCAAGCUCUCUGCUGAGAAAGUUGAAAUUGCAACACUGACAAGAGAGAACGGAAAGACAGUAAUAAGGGUUCUGAAGCAAAAGGAGGUGGAACAAUUGAUAAAACAACAUGAGGAGGAGGAAGCAAAAGCUGAACGUGAAAAGAAGGAGAAAGAACAAAAAGAGAAGGAUAAAUAGAAUAUGAAAUCAAGUGUUCUCUAGAUAAUAAAGGACCUGCUUCAGCAAAAGAUAAUCUGGAUUUCUAUGCUGUGGAAGCCUACAGCUAUGCCAUGUAGGACCCAGAGUACUUUUGAUGAACCAGGACCUUAGUCAUCAUUUAGAUAAUUAGUUUACUGCUCCUUACAUUGACCAAUAAUUGCUUUAAUUCUUGAACACUCUUUCUUUCAUCUUUUUUAUUAUGGAAUAAAAUUUAAGAAGAAUA